This is a messenger RNA of Scatophagus argus, 5015 nucleotides long. Its product is annotated as protein kinase C-binding protein 1-like. Gene Ontology annotation, molecular function: protein binding. The record is from RefSeq and is a predicted model, not a curated record. The transcript is spliced from 21 exons. Gene Ontology annotation, biological process: regulation of DNA-templated transcription. Lineage: Eukaryota; Metazoa; Chordata; Actinopteri; Scatophagidae. Bases 462 to 3971 code for a protein of 1169 amino acids.
UGUUGAAUUGCUUAAAUAGGUGAGGAGCGACAGCCUCUCCUUUCUCUGGAAACAGCCAAGGGGGAGGGAGGAGUUUAAACAAAGGCCCUCUCCACAUAAAAAAAUGGAGGCUUGUGCAGAGAAGCCAUGGUGUCCUGCUCUGUCUACAUGCUGCCAUUUCUACUGCUAAAGCCUUCAAAUCAGACGACCACUGCCAGAUUCUACACUUGGAAGCUUAAACACGUUGUUACAUGGGGUUUUGCUGCCCCUGCCUGCACUGAACAAAGAUAAUUACUCAGGAAACAUUUCGGCCAAUCAGACGCAGCCUUGUAUCCUGCCUGUGAGGAGAGCGACCAGUCAGGAUCUGGCUAACAUCACUGGGGCCUGAUCGCCUUGCCUGAAGAGCGGAGCCUUCCCCGGCUGAGGGCUGAGAGUGUCCUCCAUGUUUUAUAAGUGUUGACAUAACAGUGUGUCAGGCAGCCAUGCAUCCACAGAGUCUGGCUGAGGACGAGGUAAAGACAGAGUCUGAUGUGGUAGAGGGGAUGGAUGCAUCCGUACGAUCCAAAGUUCCUGAUCCACCAGGGCCAGCAGAGCGACUAGUGGCACCACAAAAGAGAAAGGUGUCAAGUCCCACCCAUUCCUCCAAUGGACACUCUUCCUCAGACACCUCCCCCAGCCCUAUCAAGAAAAAGAAGAAACCUGGUGCUGUCAACUGUAACAGCAAAGACCAGUCAGAGCUAAGACAUGGUCCCUUUUACUAUAUGAAGCAGCCAGCACUCACCACAGACCCUGUUGAUGUUGUACCGCAGGACGGCAGGAAUGACUUCUACUGCUGGCUGUGCCACCGCGAGGGCCAGGUGCUCUGCUGUGAGCUCUGCCCCAGGGUGUACCAUGCCAAGUGCCUCAAACUACCAGCUGAGCCCGAGGGCGACUGGUUCUGUCCAGAGUGUGAGAAAAUAACAGUCGCUGAAUGCAUUGAAACCCAGAGCAAGGCAAUGACAAUGCUGACGAUAGACCAGCUCUCCUACUUGCUCAAAUUUGCACUCCAAAAGAUUAAGCAGCCUGGGACUGAGCCUUUCCAGAAGCCUGUGUCUCUAGAACAGCACCCAGAUUAUGCAGAGUACAUUUUCCACCCCAUGGACCUGUGUACAUUAGAAAAGAAUAUCAAAAAGAAAAUGUAUGGCUGCACUGAAGCCUUCCUUGCUGAUAUGAAAUGGAUCUUACACAAUUGCAUUAUCUACAAUGGAGGUAAUCACAAAUUAACAGCAACUGCAAAAGUCAUUGUCAAGAUUUGUGAGCAUGAGAUGAAUGAGAUUGAGGUGUGUCCAGAGUGCUACCUGUCUUCAUGCCAAAAAAGGGACAACUGGUUUUGUGAGCCAUGUAGUCAACCCCAUCCACUGGUCUGGGCCAAGCUAAAGGGCUUUCCUUUCUGGCCAGCUAAAGCACUUCGGGAAAAGGAUGGGCAAGUAGAUGCGCGCUUCUUUGGACAACAUGACAGAGCCUGGGUCCCCAUCAACAACUGCUACCUCAUGUCCAAAGAGAUCCCUUUCUCUGUGAAGAAAACAAAGAGCAUUUUCAACAGUGCCAUGCAAGAGAUGGAAGUCUACGUGGAAAACAUUCGCAAGAAAUUUGGGGUUUUCAACUAUGCACCCUUCCGCACUCCCUACACACCCAAUAACCAGCUACAGAUGCUACUGGACCCCUCCAACCCUGGUGCUGGGACAGUGAAAACAGAGAAACCAGAUAAACUUCGCUUCAACUUUGACAUAACCGCAUCUCCUAAGAUGGUCCUUGGCAAGAGUUCCACACCCAGUGGGAUGAGUCGGAGGGUCUCCACGACAGACAUGCCUCGGUCUCCGAUGAGCACCAACUCCUCGGUUCAUACCGGGUCUGAUGGAGAGCAGGAUAUGGAAAAAGCCAGCAGGAAUCCUGCCUUCCAUUACAGCACUGGAGAGGAAUCAAUGGACUGCACUGCAUCUCCUGUCUCAGGAAAGAUGGGUCCUGCAGGCAGUGUGGCAGGCAGUCCAAAGCCCUUUAACUCUGGACUGGUGCCCAAGCAGGAGAGGACUGCAGGCACAGGUGGCAUCCUUAAUCUCAAUCUGGAUCGGGUGAAGGCUGAGAUGGAUCUGAAGGAGCUGAGUGAGACUGUGCAACAACAGCAACAGCAACAGCAAAAUCAGCAGCAACAGGGAGGAUCAGCUGCACUCACUGCCCCAAAAAGACCAGUCAGGAGCCUGGACAAGACUAUUGAGAACUGCAAGGCACAGCUAGGGAUAGAUGAGAUUUCCGAAGAUGUGUAUAAAGGCGUGGAUCACAGUGACUCUGAGGACUCUGAGAAGUCUGACUCGAGUGACAGCGAGUAUCUCAGCGACGAAGAACACAAGCCAAAGACCUCUGCCCAGGACGACAAGGACAAAGCAGAGAGAAAAAGACCCAAAGCAAGCACAGAGGGAGAGAUUAAGGAGGGGGUUACGGGGAGAACAGACAAAACCUCUCCUGAACCCCUUCUAAAAGACAAGCAGGGAAGCAAUGGCCCAGAUAAGGACUUACAGGACAAGCCCAGAACGCCCCAGUCAUCUCAGCCCCUCACUGACAAGCCCAAAGCCCCAGAGGAGGGCAGAGUAGCUGCUGCCUCGUCAGUGGCUGAGCAAGACUCUGACUCUGAAAGAGAGCUCGUAAUUGACCUUGGGGAUGAACAAGGCGCCCGUGACUCAAAGAGGGCGAGAAGAGAACCCGGGUCUUCUGCUGCCAAAACUCCCAAAGAGUCUAAUGUUGCCAAGUCGGAAGGUAAAGUGCCUUCAUCUGCUGCAGCAGCUACACCAUCACGAGAAGCCACAUCAAGCCUGAAAGACUCUCUGCAACCUACCAUUACAGCAGCCCUCAACCUUGUUUCCACUGCAGCUUCUGGUCACCCCGGUGCUGCUACAGCCACCAGUGGAUCCACCAGUGCUCCCUCUCCUGCCUCAACAUCAAUCUCCACGACAUCCCCCGUACCUACAGCUGUAAAGAAGCAACGCCCCCUACUGCCGAAAGAGACAGCUCAGGCAGUACAGCGGGCAGUUGUUUGGAAUCCAACCAAAUUCCAGACAUCGUCUCAGAAGUGGCAUAUGCAAAAGGUGCAGAGGCAGCAGCAGCAUGGAGAGCAGUCUGCAGUGCAGACACAGGCCCAGAGUCAGGGGCAGACACGCAGCCCACAGCAGCUGCAGUCACAACAGCAGACCUCCUCUUCCUCAAGUACCCGCUAUCAGACCAGACAAGCAGUCAAGGUGCAACAAAAAGACCUGCCUCAAAAUGCUACAUCAACAGCCGCCCAGGUCACAUCUGGUAGCUCCUCUUCUUUAAUGUCUGGAGACUUGCAGAUCCCCACUGUCUCAGCGGAUGUGGCUGCAGAUAUAGCAAAGUACACAAACAAAAUCAUGGACACAAUAAAAGGGACAAUGACUGAAAUCUACAAUGACCUUUCCAAAAGCACAUCAGGAAACACAAUUGCUGAGAUUCGGCGGUUGAGAAUAGAGAUUGAGAAGCUCCAGUGGCUGCAUCAACAGGAGUUGUCAGAGAUGAAGCACAAUCUUGAACUGACAAUGGCAGAGAUGAGGCAGAGUCUGGAGCAGGAAAGAGAACGUUUGGUGGCCGAGGUGAAAAAGCAGACGGAGUCAGAAAAGCAGCAGGCAGUAGACGAGACCAAAAAGAAACAGUGGUGUGCUAACUGCAGGAAAGAGGCCAUCUUCUACUGCUGCUGGAAUACAAGUUACUGUGAUUACCCCUGCCAGCAAGCACACUGGCCAGAACACAUGAAGUCCUGCACACAGUCAGCCACAGCGUCGCAGCAGGAGACAGAGGCAGAGCCCAACUCAGAUCCUUCAGCCAAAUCAUCAGGACAUUCUCCUUCCUCACAGACCCUGCCCUCAGCAGCAGGAUCCAUAUCAGACAAAAGCAACUCUCCAACAUAUAUGGACAAGAGCAAAGACAGUGCAGGCGUUACUGUGACCUAACUGCUACACUACAGAUACACUCGCACAUUUCACAAGGAUGUGGGGCUUAUCACGUCAAAGUUAAAGCUUGAAGGCCUGCACUUCUGUGUCCAAUCACUUUAAUUUUUCCAUUCCCAUUUGUAUAUCUACUUGGUGGACAUUUUUUGCUUCAUCUCUCAUCCCUCACUUCUUCCACAAGUCUUUGUACAGGUGGAGUCACCAUGUGAAAGUAGUCUGUCUUGAGAAAUAAGAUGUGAUUCUGUAUGUUUUCAUACUGUAGUUUUGUUAUAGCUCUGUUACCACUUUGUUUCAAGUCUGAAAAAGAUUGUAUCAACACAUAGAAUAUUUGCUACAUUAACACUUUUCGGUGCUGCUCUUAAAUACUUCAUGGUUGUUUUAUUUUGUUGAUUGCUCUCCAUAUUAUGAGACAAAAAAAACUGUAAAAAGCCAGCAGCAUUUGAUACCCAUUUAUCAUGUUGCCAUCAGAGGUAUUUUGAGUUAUGCAAGUUUCAUCUUUGUUUUAAACCAUGUCUGCUUUGUGCCAUCUGAGGUAUUUUGAGUAAUGCAAGUUUAAACAUCUUUUCAACUAUGUUCUCUUCAUGUGAGCGGUGACAUUUUUGGUUUGAAUACCAAUUUUGUAUUGUAGUUCCACAUUGUAUAGGCCUACAUAAAUAUCUGUGAUUUAUUGAAAAGAACUAAAAAACGUUAAACUGUACAAAGUUUUUGUAAGGAAAUACCUGAACAAUAUUUAUAGUGUUAUAUGUUUUUAUAGUAUGUUUAAUGAAAUCACAUUUCUAUGUGUCUAAACAAAGUUAUUUGAAAAUAAAUUACUUCACAUGAAUGUCAGCUCUGAGCAAAUUCUCUCUUAAACCGGUCAUUCAAAGCUGAUGUAAACCCUGAUCGGACUGUGUCUACGAACAGGGUAGAAAUAAACAGAAACUGCAUUUUGGUGCGAUAUUUCCUGUGAGCAUGUCUGUUUUGAGCUUGUGUCUCGUUCGUGUUUACAUAGUGUAAAUACAGUAAAUGGACUCGUCAAGAAAAAAUAAAACUGCUCUGAUCAACUUA